AGCUGAAGACGGUGCAGGAGAAAAUCAUCCAGAGCCAAAAGCAGUUCAAGGACACCAGCGCCGCCUAUAUCAGGACACCAAUGAGAUCUUGCUUCGUUACUCACGCGAACCUAAGCAGGAUGUCCACGCAAAUCAAUGAAUUGCUGCAGAAGGGUGUGGAUUCCGCUAUCGUGGCGGAGGCUUUUAACUUGGACACCAGUGUCGUGGAGGAGGUGCAGCGUGUGCAGGGGAAGGAGCACAGCUGGUUUGGUUGGGAUGAGGCGCACUACCAUCUUUUGCCAGAGGAUGAGGGGGAGACAAAAAGGAAAACAGUGCAAUUGGAGGUCGCUUUGGCCAGCAAUUGGUCAGUUGAAUGGAGAUUGCUUGUGGAGGAAGAUUUGCAGCAAUUUUUGAUGCGUUGCAGGCAGCAGCGACCUUUGCCGUUGCCGUUCGAUCAUGGUGAUGGCAUAGGGCAUCUUGGUGUGUCGUUGGAAGUUUUGCAAGGCAACUUUGGAGAUGCUGAUUGAGUCGAACGCGGAACCGAUGGCUGAUUGACUCAAAGGUCCAAAAGGCCAGAAGGAGAACCAGCUUCAACGUGAAGGUCAUCUUGGUCAUCUCUGAGAGUCGUUCCCUUGGCCAUCUUGGCCAGAAAGAGCAAAUGGUUCGACAGCUGCAUUUCGGGGUGUGCAAGAAAGGACUCAGACCCGAGGGCAAUGGUUCGCAUGACGAUGGUGCCACUUUCUCAAAAUGAAAGUGAUUUUUCCACAUUAUUCCAGCGAGCAAAGACUCGAGAAAACAGAAGCGAGAUAUGUGAAAUGCGGAGAAGAAUGUAGAGGAAGAUGCAAGCCAGUGAACCGCAGAGAGCCCAUCCAGUCCGAAACCAGCAUCCUCUAAUACAAAUCUUAGUGCUCUAGAUUGUCGAUGUGCAUAUUGGUUGGAAGCGUUUUUGGCUUGCAGACACUUGGUAGAUUUGUCUCAUUUGCCCUAUGGCGCCUAGAGCUCUCCUUGGUGUGCUGCUCCUGAUCUUCGUGGAAGCAGACUUCUUGGCACCUUCGAAGGCACAAAAGGAGGACAACACCACUGCAAUUGCAAAUGCGACAGCCCCGCUGAAUAUAAUAGAGGAGGGCUCAUCGCUCUCGCUGCGGACCUGUCUGGGCUUGAAUCAACCUUGCUGGGUGAAUGCUCAGUGCUGCUCAGCACGCUGCAGUCCCAUCACCCGGCACUGCCGUCCAGUGCGCUGAGGCAAAGAGGCAAAUGCUUAAAUCGCCGGCACCAGAGUCACUCUGCUCGUUCAGUGCUGACUCCAGGGAUCUCUGUCAUGAUCACAUACGUAUCCAGUGAGAAUGGUUUUGAGGGCCCUUGAACAGGGUGACCGUGACCAGAUUUUAGUUUUGGUUUGAAACCAUCAGAGGCUUUGCUCUUUCGAUGUGAGCCCAGCCAUGUUGACAGACGUUGCAG
Molecule: messenger RNA, 1437 nt
Organism: Durusdinium trenchii
Lineage: Eukaryota; Dinophyceae; Suessiales; Symbiodiniaceae
Source: the annotation of a GenBank genome assembly